GCCGAUUUUUCACCGUUCGAUCGCGGAUGCGCCCGCGUCAACGAGUCGGCCGUGGUCCGGUGCUUGGGGUUCGCGGAAAAGAGGGGCGCGCUCGGGACGUUUUGCGGGACGCGUCACCGAACGCGCUCUCUCGAGUUUACCCGCGCGCGAGCCAAAGGGAAAGCGGGCCGCGAAGCGGCGCGGCGCGGCACGGGGCGGCCAUUUUAUGUUAGUAUGACGUAGAGGCUGGGUGUAGCUUAGCGUUCUUAUUGUCGGUCGUGCGCGAGGAAAAAAACUAACGGAUCGGUAAGUUCCUGGUAAGUGCCCGGAUGUUCGAUGAUCGCGAACGGUCGGGCGCGAGUGAUGUGAGCCCAGUCGGCGCAGCGAUCACGCGAUUCCCGCGGAUAGCCGUGUAACGUGUGACGCGUGGAGGGUAACAUUGCUGGACGAUAGCCUUAGCGCGCGCGAGAGGGGAGAGCUCGAGCCGCGAGCGACCGAGCCAACUAACGAACGAACGAGCGGUACGGACGGAGCGGCUCCUAGUCCGGUUAGCGGGCGAAAAGUGAAAGUGCGUUCGCCGCGGCGGUGCGUCCGUAGCAGUGCGUGCGAACAUGAGCGAGGAAAGCAAUCCACGUACGCUGUACGUGGGCAACCUGGACGUCUCGGUGUCCGAGGACCUUCUGUGCGCGCUCUUUUCGCAGAUCGGCGCCGUCAAGGGAUGCAAGAUCAUCCGGGAACCCGGCAACGAUCCUUACGCUUUCGUCGAGUUCACGAAUCACCAAUGCGCGGCCACGGCAUUGGCCGCCAUGAACAAGCGCUCGUUCCUCGACAAGGAGAUGAAGGUUAACUGGGCGACCAGCCCGGGCAAUCAGCCCAAGCUCGACACCAGUAACCACCAUCACAUAUUCGUCGGCGAUCUCUCGCCGGAGAUCGAGACGCAGACGCUCAAGGAGGCCUUUGCGCCCUUCGGCGAGAUCAGCAACUGCAGGAUCGUCCGCGACCCGCAGACGCUCAAGAGCAAGGGCUACGCGUUCGUGUCGUUCGUCAAGAAAUCCGAGGCCGAGGCGGCGAUCAACGCGAUGAAUGGCCAAUGGCUCGGCUCGCGUAGCAUCCGGACCAACUGGUCCACUAGGAAACCGCCACCACCGAGGUCCGAGAGGCCGCGGCAUUCCAACAAUAGUAAACCCAACUACGAAGAGGUUUAUAACCAAAGUAGUCCGACCAACUGUACUGUGUACUGCGGAGGUUUUACGAACGGUAUCACGGACGAGCUGAUAAAGAAAACGUUCUCCCCGUUCGGCACCAUCCAAGAUAUAAGAGUGUUCAAAGACAAGGGCUACGCUUUCAUAAAGUUUACAACCAAGGAGGCUGCGACGCACGCUAUCGAGUCGACGCAUAAUACAGAAAUCAAUGGCAGCAUUGUCAAAUGCUUUUGGGGAAAGGAGAAUGGCGAUCCGAAUAGUGUCGGCCCCAAUGCCAAUCAUCAGGCUCAACAGGUGACGGCGGGAGCGGGACAAUACCCGUACGGUUACGGACAACAGAUGGGCUAUUGGUAUCCACAGGGCUAUCCGCAGAUGCAGGGACAAUUCUUGCAGCCUGCUCAAUAUUAUAAUCAAUAUUACGGGCAACAGGCUCAAUAUAUGAACAGCAUGAGGAUGCCCGGGCAUGGCGCGGGGGCCUGGCAACCGACGCAAGCCACCGCCGCGCCCCCGACACCGAGCGCGCCCUUGCCGCCGGGCCAGCAGCCCACUAUGGUAACAUACACCAUGCCACAUCAGUACCCUACGCAAUGAAACUGAUCGUUGACCGGCUAAUUGUUACGUACGAUAUAGUUGUCCCGGGGUUAUCGCCAGGAUCGUUCCGACAUAUACCUACUUCAACAUUUAGACUUGAGUUCUCGGUGCUAGGGGCACGCGGGCUGAUCCGUUUCCACAAUCGAGAUGCGAUGUCACUCGAAUCGAAUCUUUGCAAUGGGAAAAAAGACGCGAUUGGUAUGCCGAGCUCUUUUAUUUCUUUCUUUCUGUGUGUUUGUGCGCGCGAUCAAUUCGUUCAACGGCUGAAGGACGUUUAUUGUUUUCUUUUCUUCCGUUUCUGUAACGGAUGGGCAUAGCGUUACACCAGGACAAAUCUCGCGUGGCGACGACGCGGCAGCGCGUCGCUCGGCGCUAAAAAAUCCGGUCGGAUUUCCGACUCCCGCUUCCGAAUAUAAUGUUGAACCAGGUAUAUCUCCAAACUUUCUCGCGGUCUUCCCCUCCCCCCACGAAACUCAAAACCGAGCCCCGCACCCGUUGUGCUGCGCAAGUGACGUAUGUAUGCGGCAAUCUUCUUUGCGUUGUUGAUACCUUUUUAAUAUUUUUGCCACUGACAUCUCGACUCUCACUCCUCCCUCUACAAUCUCGGAUUGUCGAUGAACAACGCGCGCGACAAAUGUUCAUUUGAGAUAUAAAUAACGGAGAAUAACUGCUAAAUAUCGGACAUAGUUAGUAAGGUAGAAGAGCAAUUAGCUAGACACGGCGCCUGUGAUGUAGCUAGACUUUUGGACGCGUGUAUGCUAAGGUGUGCGGGGCUCCUUAACAAAUAAAUUCUGCGAGAGUUGAGUAACGAGUUACAACUUUGUCUCGUUGUGUGAUAUUUAUCGUCGGUGGUUAAUGUAUAAAAUUUUGCUAUGAUUCUCCUCGGAGGAGGAAUAACAGAGAAGGGAGAAAGGAAAAGAGAGCGAGCGAGUGUGUCUGCGUGCCUGCCUGUGUAACGUUUGCGUGCGUGCGUGCGUGCGUGCGUGCUUUUUUGCAUGGGUGUGUGGGUUUUUUGCUAAAGAGACAUCAAGACGACGUGAAUCGAGAUUCCCUUGUACGAGUGCAAGCUCAACUACAUUAAUUGCUGCGACGUUGUACAUUAAGUGGCGCAUCGGCUCGCACUCUCCUCGCGCAACCGUCAUGUUUUGUCUGUGUAUCGCGAGCAUUAUGCUCCAUCUGCAAAUGAAUAAAGGUCGCGAAGUGCACGUUGCGCUGACUGGAUUUUUUUUCUCUUUUUUUUCUCAGAGAAAAUGUUCACCGUGGUUUUGAGAAAGAGAGAAGGAAGAGAUCGAUCACCGCUAAGAGUUCGUCCGCGACGAGAGCAUAGCUGGAGGUCCGAAGAGAUAUCGGUAUUUAACGUACGCCGUCGUGUACGCCGUAACGUCAAUGACUCCUCGCCGUUUGUAUAGACGACCUAGCUAAAUCGAGGAAUAAUAAAUAAUGUAACUUAAGUCUUACAAUAAUAAUAACGCGCGCGUACUUCCACCGGGAUAUUUCUCAGCGAGGGGGACGAGUCAUUGAUGAUCCUGGUCUCGGGACUGAGAGGCGCGUGCGUGAAAAUUGAAAGCGUACACACGCAUAUUUGGUUACUUCGUUACGCGGACGUCGGUAAGCGGUAAAGAUCCUGUUCUCCGACGCAGCGUGGAACGAUCCGAUUGACAAUCAAUCGUGGGAUAUAAUAUUACGUACAUUUGCGAAUUGUUAUUGUCGUAGCCGCGACGCGAUAAUAAAUACGUCACACGAUAAUAAUAGCGUGACACGAUUCGAUUCCUUCGUGUCUUCCAAGUUAACGUGUAACGGAAGUUCGCGUAGCACAAUUAAUUAAUAAUAGUUGCUUUCGUUCUCUUCGGUAUCCCCCGCUAAUCGCUUAGGGCUCGGGUGAUUGGCCCCCUAAGGCUCGCCGAUCAGGAGAGAUUUGGGCGCGCGACCCGAAUCGGGAGUUUCGCCAUCAAGAUGCCGACCUUAAUUGUCCGAGUGUCAAUUAGCGAGUACAUCUUAUGGACGUCGUUGCUCCCUUUUCCAACUUGUCGAGAAUCGACGAUUGGAAUCGGUCUCGGAGUACGAGACUCAAAAUGCCCGAGGCAUUCUUUGUAGCUCUUGCCGUAUAAUCUCAAAUUCAUUGGUUGAAUGACGGUAUCUCGGUGCCUUAGUACCUGGACACACGAGUCCUAAUUAAUUACACGGUUGUUUUUCUACGAAACGACUUUCCGUUUUACUAGAUUUUCGCGUGAUUGCGUCGCAUCCGUUGCACUCUGCUGAAUGGAGUUCAGAGAGAUUCUGAUGAAGUACUAAAUAUCCCCGUUUGAGGAACGAUGGCACGCUGUUUCACUUCCUAUCGUGGAAGUUCGUAAAAAAAAAAAGAAGAGAGAAGACUCGAAAUUGAUUAUUUCCAAUGAUGUUUGACACGUGAGAAUGCUUGUCACCUCCUCAGUUCACCACCGACGGUAAAAUGCCAUAAAAGAAAUUUCAAAACCAAUUUGUAUAAAGUCAGUAUGUAAACGAGAUGCGAGGGAAAAUGAGUACAGCCGGGCGUGGUAACGAUUCGAUUUGGUUGCGAGUAAAACGAUAAUCGAACCGGAGGCCAAUUUAAGGGAAAACGGAGUUGCCUGCGAUGUAAUCGGAGAAAUAGAAAAAUCGAUGAAGGAGAAAACAAAAAAUGUUAUAUAAAGAGUAAUUUAGGUACGGCGGGGUGUCGAACCCUCGAAAAUGCUUAGGAUAAUGUUAUAAUAAAAACAAAUUGUCCUUUUGAAUGAAAAAGAAAGGAAUAAAUAUUUAAAAUACA
Vollenhovia emeryi is the source of this 4554-nucleotide messenger RNA. RefSeq names its product nucleolysin TIAR (gene Rox8). The record is from RefSeq and is a predicted model, not a curated record. The transcript has 3 exons. Lineage: Eukaryota; Metazoa; Arthropoda; Insecta; Hymenoptera; Formicidae. Bases 591 to 1772 code for a protein of 393 amino acids. Gene Ontology annotation, molecular function: RNA binding.